Molecule: messenger RNA, 1002 nt
Organism: Colletotrichum phormii
Lineage: Eukaryota; Fungi; Ascomycota; Sordariomycetes; Glomerellales; Glomerellaceae
Product: GMF family protein
Exons: 4
Coding region: 214-642 (142 amino acids)
Biological process (GO): negative regulation of Arp2/3 complex-mediated actin nucleation; actin filament debranching
Cellular component (GO): actin cortical patch
Molecular function (GO): actin binding; Arp2/3 complex binding
Source: RefSeq, a predicted model, not a curated record
GGUGGCUUGACUUUUCGACCUGACGUUUCUACGCAGUAGAGAAAGGUAUUUGCGACAAGCUAGCUACCUCGCCUUACCAAGAACCACCAAGGACCCUUGGAAAGAUUGCUUCAUUUCUGUAGACGAUAGCGUGGUUUCUCCGAGCUUUUCUGGUUUCGUUACGUUCUUGCCUCUACCAUUGCAUUAUCUCGAACAGGGCUCGCUCCCACAGCCAUGGCCUCCGAAUCGCGGCUCUACACCUUCUCUCAGGAGACAAAGGACCACCUGCGCAAGUUCCGUCUCGGAACAUCGCGGUCCAACGAUGCUCAAGCUGUCAUAUACUACAUCGAUAAGAACACGCACGAGAUCAAGCAAGACGAGGACAAGGCCGUGUACAAGUCUCUCGAGGAGAUUCGCGACGAACUCCCGGACCACAGCCCGCGCUUCAUCCUGCUGAGCUACCCGCUUACACUGCCCUCCGGCCGCCUGUCGGUCCCGUACGUCCUGAUCUACUACCUCCCCAUUACCUGCAAUAACGAGAUAAAAAUGCUCUACGCCGGCGCCAAGGAGCUGAUGCGAAAUACGAGCGAGGUCGGUCGCGUGAUUGAUAUCCAGGAGGCUGAAGACCUGGAGGAGAUACCGCAGCAGUUGGGCGCUGAGUAAAGAAGAGGAGGCAUGAACUUGGAAAAAAAAAAAGGAGAUGACAUGAGGCAUGAACAUUUGCAAGGCGGGGAGUACACUUCUACAUAGACAGUUGAAGGGGGGGACCACAGGCUUGGCCCCGUUCAUGAUGAAGAACAUGGCGGCAGUAUGCAGCAUUUCGCGUACAUAAUACAAGUGCUUUGCCGAUACAGCUUAUUCGUGAAAUUUUGAUGGAUAUCUUUCUUGUUUUAUCUCCGUCGUUGAACAUGCGUUUAAAUCAUGACCAGGCAGUCGGUACCUUGCCCUCGUCUCCCAUUCAGUCCUCCGGCAACACGUCCUUGUCAUUCAACCCCAUCUCCUUGCUCACAUUCCUCACCACCU